AUGGCUACCGCCAGUACUCAUAAAUCUCAUAUUCCUACACCAUCUCUGGACUCUCCUGCCUUUGUGUCGACCAGGAGACAUCAGAUUUUACGUCCACUUUUAUUUCCAGAGUCCCAAAGUACAGAUAUGUCUUGUUUUUAUGAGGAGGAGAAGGAUUUACCAAUUCCUUGUCUGUUGUGUGAGAUGGAAUUUAUUAAUUCUGAUCCAGCCAUUGUCAGUGAGAGCUGUACUAUUAAAACUAAAAAAGAGAAAGAUUCAGCACGACAGAGAUUCCUCUAUCACUUGCUGACAGAGCACAAUAUUGUGAUACAUGGAACAGAAAAUAUUACAAGUUUUAAAUGCUAUGCCAAAUAUUGGAAGCAAAGGCUACUCUCCCUUCCUCAUGAGCGAUUAUCUGACAUCUUCCCAGUUAUCCAGACUAACCCCGAAACAAGAAAUGAUCUUCCAGAGAGAUACUUUCUGUUCAAUGACUCUGUUCCUGAAGAUAAGGACUUGAGAGAAUUUUUAAGAAUGAAAAGAUUAGAGGCUUUGCUGGAAUUACAACAUUUUGAGAGAACGGAUAAUAAUUUUAAGCGACUCUGUUUAUUUUGUCAUGAGACUUUCACGGGGAACAGAUCUGUACUAUUGGAACACUUGUUUGAAUCCCAUAGCUUCAGGAUUGGAAAACCAGAUAAUAUUGUUAUGAUAGACAAAUUUCUCGAUUCCUUACAAGAAAAGCUUGAAAA
This is a messenger RNA of Amphimedon queenslandica, 725 nucleotides long. RefSeq names its product zinc finger protein 277-like. The record is from RefSeq and is a predicted model, not a curated record. The transcript has 5 exons. NCBI's taxonomy places the organism in Eukaryota, Metazoa, Porifera, Demospongiae, Haplosclerida, Niphatidae. The annotation marks the transcript as partial.